Symbiodinium natans is the source of this 837-nucleotide messenger RNA. The record is from the annotation of a GenBank genome assembly. Lineage: Eukaryota; Dinophyceae; Suessiales; Symbiodiniaceae.
AUGAAGGUUGUGCAACUUACCAGUGACGUGCUCGAGACGCGAUUGGCGCACCCGGUCCAUCUUCUCACGGAGCAGGACUCCUUCGACGUGACGGUCUCUCCACGUGCUGGGGCCAUGGGAGAGUGGACAAGGCAGCUGCAGAUGACGCCUCGCCAGCACGACUUCAGGGACCGCAUCCAGCUGCCGCGGCUGCUGCGUUAUCCACUGCCACCGGAUGCGAUGCCCGAUGAGCCUGAGGAUAAGCGUCGGGCGACCUUGCUGCGGGUGUUCCAGGAUUUCGUUCUGGACCUGCACAGAGGAAUGCACAUGACGCAGAUCAGCUCGAGUCAGGAAUACUCAGAUAUUCAUUGCCAAAUCCUGGAAAAUCUUGAAACUCUGAAGAUUGAUCAGGGCAGUGGCUGCAUCAUCGAGUUUCCUCUGAGCGCAGUGUCCAAGGUGUACCGCAUCGUCAAAAAUGAUGACCGCUGGUUCUCCGCAGGGUCGCUUACUGGGCCCACGCCAAUGCCACCGCUCCCUCUCUCGAACGCGGAGCACAUCGUCGUUGUUGAGUUCAUGAAGCGCAAGCUUGCCUUUGUCUUCGGCGAUAUGGCAGCCUCCCAGCGCUUUCUGAUGUGCAUGGAGCUUCUUAUCCGCCGGGCGCAGGAGGGAAGCUCUGAAGCUCGCAUGCAAGGGCAAAAACCCGACAGUCUGAUACCCAUGUUUUCGGGGACCCAGGGCCACAAGAAACCCGGCGAGCGCUUCGCCCAGCCCCUGCCCCGCCAGAUGCACGCGGAGGAGGAAAGUCUACUGGCCCUGUGUGGCUGUGAAAGUGCUUCUGAGACGGCUACUAAAAUGUGA